UAGGAUUAUGAAACUGUAGAAAGGAAGGGAACCCAGGCCAGCAGAAUCACUCUCCUCAGCUUUUCACUGGAGUGUGCAGGGCCCCGCCCUCCAGAACAGAGGCCUGCUCCACUCAAAUCACAACUCACCUUGAUUGCAGGUUUUUAUGGCUCCACAUUCUUAAAGGCAAAUCAACUAGCUGCUGAAUCACUGGACCUUAAAGUUUACCAAGCGCUGUUGUGUUUGUGUGUUGAUCUUUAGGCGCAACCAGCGUUCUGGUGAAAGUACCGGCCUCUCAGUGGGGAGUUUCAAGAGGUGUGCUUUUCACUUUCUAGUUUGCCUGGAUUGGAUUUAACUUGUUUGAGCACCUGCACAGCCCUGCUGCUACCGCUGCUUCCCAGCCAGCAUGGUUUCAAACUUCCAGUGGAUUGAAGACAUCUCCCCCCACCCCACCUAGAAUCAAGGCAAUGUUGAAAAAGAAUAUGACCCCGAGAAGAACGCAGCAGGUGGGGGUGGGGCCUUCCACAGAGCAUGCCUACAUCUACAGGGUGGUUCUGCUGGGGAGCACAGCCGUGGGAAAGUCAAGCAUAGCCUUCUGCUAUGUGAAAAAUGACUUCAAAGAAUUCAUGUCCACUGUGGGAUGUUCUUUCUUCACCCAGCUGGUAUAUUUUCAGACUGCCACGAUUAAGCUGGAGAUCUGGGACACUGCAGGACAAGAGAAAUACCAUAGCGUUUGCCAUCUUUAUUACAGGGGGGUGAAGGCUGCCCUUCUUGUAUAUGACAUUGCCAGAAAGAUAAGACCAGAGAUGGCUUGCAACUUUUGCGAGAGCAAAGCUAUGGUUGAGGGAAUGGAGAAGGAAUUUCUUCCCAAUGAGCAUGUGAUUGUUUUAGUUGACAAUAAGACAGAUCUUGCUUCUCAGCGGGAAGUCAUUUUUGAGGUGGCGGAGGAGUUUGCAAAGAGCAAAAGCUUAAUCUAUAUGGAAACAUUGGCAAAAUCCAACCAUCAAGUGACUGAGGUGUUUAUGGCCACAGGAGCAAGGGGUGAAGUCCUGUCCCUCUGGCCAUUGUGA
Molecule: messenger RNA, 1049 nt
Organism: Gopherus flavomarginatus (Mexican gopher tortoise)
Lineage: Eukaryota; Metazoa; Chordata; Testudines; Testudinidae
Product: ras-related protein Rab-17-like
Exons: 6
Coding region: 447-1049 (200 amino acids)
Cellular component (GO): endosome
Molecular function (GO): GTPase activity; GTP binding
Source: RefSeq, a predicted model, not a curated record